AUGCCUCGCAUCACCAAAUUCAAGAAACCAAAGCUGAAUCGUUCUCGGUAUAAUGAACAUCAAACAUUGGAGGAGAAUAACCACCCGAAUGAAGAUGAUGGCUCAUCUCAACAACAAGAACUUGAGGACCUUUCACCCACUACGAGAGCUGUUCAAAUAAGCCCCAAAGAUGUGGAUUCCAUUGUGAUGAAUGUCAUUCAAAAGUUUGAAUGGAAAGUUAAAUUGGAGUUAUGGGAAGGUAAAUGGAAAGAGGAGUGCCACCAACAAGGCAUUUCCAAAGCCUCUGUGGAUGUUGCUUUUGAGAUUCUUCGUGAUAUUGUUCAUCAAGGAAGAGGAGCAAAGGAUUGUUGUGGUUGUUGUGGAGCUAAUCCUCACCCAAUGAAAGACGAUGAUAACUAUGGUGAUGAAGAAGAUCCAGAAUAUGUCGAUUCCGAGGACGAAACAGAAGAGGAAGAAAACACUCGUAUGAAUCAUUUCGGUGGCUAUGACGAUGACGAGGAGGUGAGAUAUUCUCGUUCUACUCGCUUUUGUGAAUGUCCAUGUCAACGUUGCGCAUACAAGCCACCAGCUUUCUCAGGAGAGGCCGUAAUUGAAGAUGACAUUAUUCCACCAGAGUUGAAAGAAAGACUCAAGACUCAAAUGUCGCGUUUGGAGAAUGUUCCAGAGGAUAAGAAAGAUUGGCACCCAGGAUCGAAUCAUCAAGUCUUGGAUCUCAUUCAUCCUUCUUUAUAUUGUUUUGUAGAGAAUGUGAGUGUGAGUAAUAAAGAAAUGGAGAAAGAAGAGGAAAAGCCAAAAACUCAUUGGUGGAGACCACAACUAGAGGAAAAACCAAAAACAAAUAGAUGCCAAUGGCUUCCAGCUGAAUUUGAAAUUGAAGAUGACAAGGUAACAAGAAUUUCUUCAUACAUUAAUAAUUUGGAUGAAAUCGAUCACAAAGAUUUAUAUCAAACAAUUCAAGAAAUUUUCUCCAACUUUCUUCCACUCUUGAGCAGUGUCAUUAACUUUAACGAUAGACUACAAGUAAUUGUGAAAGCAGCAAAUAUUAUUGUUUCACCUGACAAACCAUUUUAUAGUGGUGGAACAUUUCAUACUGAAGGAAUGGAAUAUGAGCAUAUUGCCGCUACAUGUAUUUACUAUUAUCAAUCAGAGAAUGUGAAAGAUAGUUAUUUGGAAUUUAGAGAAAGCAUCUCAGAGCCAUAUUAUUAUGGUCAAGAUAAUGUGAAGCAAUGCUAUGAUAUGUAUGGUCUUCAUGACGGAGAUCUUCAAUUUAGAAGUUUAGGAGCAAUUGAAACCAAAGAAAAUAGAUGCAUUGUGUUUCCAAACACAGCUCAGCACCGAGUUAGGCAUUUCUUUCCCGAAAAUCCAUUACUUCCAGCCGUUCGAAAAAUUUUGGUUUUCUUUGUUGUGGAUCCAAAUCACCCAAUUAUUUCAACUCAAAAUGUUGACAUUCAAAGAAUGGAUUUUCUUAUCAACAAGUAUUUUAUUCUAAACAAACUUCUUCCAUUCCACAUGGUUCACAAGAUUCUAUCAUUCUUGCCCCAUUUUACAAGAGCUGAGGCAUUGAAGUACCGAGAAGAUUUAAUGAACCAGAGAAAAUUUUUCGUCAACGAACAGAAUGAGGAAGUGGAGAGGGAAUUUUCUUUGUGCGAACAUUAG
Naegleria fowleri is the source of this 1656-nucleotide messenger RNA. RefSeq lists its product as uncharacterized. Bases 1 to 1656 code for a protein of 551 amino acids. The transcript is spliced from 5 exons. Lineage: Eukaryota; Heterolobosea; Eutetramitea; Acrasida; Naegleriidae. The record is from RefSeq and is a predicted model, not a curated record.